AGUAACUACCUGUAUGUAAAAGAGAAAGAUCCUUUUCCAGAAAAAAAAAAAAAAAAAGUUGUCCCUCGUCAGAAGUUGACAAAGCCGACCCCGUUGGCCAGCAAUCAACAGUUUCAGUUUCAGUUUCACGACUCUCUUUGGGAUUUCCGUUCUUUACUCCUUGCAUCUAUCCUUCCUCAAACUUUGUAUUUCCCUCCAUUUGAAUUCCACUUUCUCUCUGUUCCUGGACGUCCAAACAAUGGAGAGCUUAGCCCUCCACUCCUUCUCCGCUGCCACGACCACUUCCUUCUCACUUACCUCCCGCACUUCCCUCUACCACCGCUCUAAACCCAUCUCCAAAUCACCCCAACCGUCCAUUUUCCCCUCCUCUUCAUUCCCCACCCUCCGAUCCCCUCUCAAGCCCCUCUUGUUUUCCCCACUUCCCACACAACCCAAGCCCCUCCUUUCCCUUAUCUGCGCCAUAUCUCAAAACGACAAUAACCCAUCCUCCGAAACGACAUCCCCAUCUCCAUCCCCUCUUCCUCAAGGAGCCAAACUCAUUCCUCUCUUUAUCUCAAUUUCCGUAGGCCUCAUUGUUGGUUUCCUGGUCCCCAAACCCGUCGAAGUAACCCAACAAGCCUGGCAACUCCUCGCCAUAUUUUUAUCCACAAUUGCCGGUCUCGUCUUAAGCCCCUUACCCGUUGGGGCAUGGGCUUUUUUAAGCCUCACAACUUCCGUCGUCACCAGAACGCUGCCGUUUACAACCGCCUUCAGUGCCUUCACCAACGAAGUCAUUUGGUUGAUUGUCAUCUCCUUCUUUUUCGCUCGUGGGUUCGUUAAAACGGGGCUUGGUGAUAGGAUCGCUACUUAUUUCGUGAAAUGGUUGGGAAAAAGCACGUUGGGAUUGUCUUAUGGGCUCACUUUGAGUGAGGCAUUGAUUGCACCGGCGAUGCCUAGUACUACUGCAAGAGCUGGUGGAAUUUUCUUGCCCAUCAUCAAGUCGUUGUCUCUGUCUGCUGGGAGUCGGCCUGGGGAUUCGUCAUCUCGGAAGCUUGGCAGUUAUCUAAUUCAAUCGCAGUUUCAGUCUAGUGGCAACUCUAGUGCUCUUUUCCUGACCGCUGCAGCUCAAAAUUUGCUAUGCCUCAAAUUAGCAGAGGAGCUUGGAAUUAUAAUUUCAAGUCCUUGGGUUUCGUGGUUUAAGGCUGCUAGUUUACCGGCACUUGUUUCUCUACUGCUUACUCCGCUUAUUUUGUACAAGCUUUUUCCUCCCGAAAUCAAAGAUACGCCAGAUGCCCCUGCAAUGGCAGCAAAGAAACUAGAGCACAUGGGUCCUGUCUCAAGAAAUGAAUGGAUCAUGGUUGGAACAAUGCUUCUUGCAGUUACUCUAUGGGUCUGUGGUGAGACUCUCAAUAUACCAAGUGUUGUAGCUGCAAUGAUUGGUUUGUCAAUACUCCUUCUGUUAGGAGUGCUUGACUGGGAUGACUGCUUAAGUGAAAAAUCAGCAUGGGAUACAUUGGCUUGGUUUGCUGUACUGGUAGGCAUGGCAGGCCAAUUAACAAACCUUGGGAUAGUGAGCUGGAUGUCUGGCUGUGUAGCUAAGAUCCUUCAAUUGCUUUCUUUGAGCUGGUCUGCUGCAUUUGUUGUUCUUCAGACAUCCUACUUUUUCAUCCACUACCUAUUUGCAAGUCAAACUGGUCAUGUAGGAGCAUUAUACUCUGCUUUUCUUGCCAUGCACUUGGCGGCUGGAGUGCCUGGUGUAUUAGCAGCAUUGGCUCUUGCUUACAACACCAAUCUUUUUGGUGCCCUAACACAUUAUAGCAGUGGUCAGGCUGCUGUCUACUAUGGAGCCGGAUAUGUGGACCUACCUGACGUAUUCAAAGUGGGUUUUAUAAUGGCCUUUAUUAAUGCCAUGGUUUGGGGAGUUGUUGGAGCUUUCUGGUGGAAAUUUUUGGGCCUCUACUGAUUCAAUUACCCUGUAAGUUUAAUUCUUCCGUGCUGUAAGAAGUCAGGUUUUGUGGAACAAUUGAGCUCAAUUUAAAAGAAAAUUUUCAUAGUUAUAGAUUUGGCUCUUUUUUGUCUUCUCUUUUUAUGUUUUUACUGUUUAUAUUGCUUAUUCAGCAGGUUUAUAUCGCUUAUUCAAAUAUGAUUUGAUUUUUUUAGAGAUGCAUUCAUUUUCUUUAGAAUCCAUCACUGCUGCCCUUUCAUGAAUUCUGUGUUUAUGUUGCUUGAGAUGCAAACUGUACAUUCCCUGUUCUGCUAUAAAGCCUUACCUGCCAGCUAGGUUUGCUGAUUUAGGGAAACUCCAAGUCUGACAGUGUGAAGAAAUUGCUGGUCUAUUGCCAUAUCUGAAUUUAAUGAAAAAGAAAGUGAUCAUUUAUCUGGAAAAUUAUCAGGAAAAAGAAACUAUACUUUUAUUCCCAUAUAUGAUGAUGGUUUGGGUUCUGUAUGAGAUCAUAUUCAUAUAGUGUAUAUGUUUGUUAUGGUUGCACAUGACACGGGCAUAUAAAAAACCCAUGAUAACUAUACCAUAUAACAUAUAUUAAAAAGAAAAAGAAUUAUUCUUUAUCAUCUCUUAAAGACUUUUCUAAGCAAAGCCCAAAAACUAACGAGGUCACAGAGUCGGAGGAGCAGUUUUCCUUUUUUUCCUUGCGUUAGUCAAGUAAAGAUGUCUCGUGUCAUAUGGACGAAUAGAUGGAAGUCUUCCUUACCGCUGCUGUUAAAUUAAGCGGGAACAAGGGCAGCUAGCAGUAUUUUGCAAGCAAAUAAAUCCAGCUAAUGCAUGUAAAAUUAAAAAAAAAAAAAGG
Durio zibethinus is the source of this 2783-nucleotide messenger RNA. RefSeq names its product dicarboxylate transporter 2.1, chloroplastic-like. Gene Ontology annotation, biological process: transmembrane transport. Gene Ontology annotation, molecular function: transmembrane transporter activity. Lineage: Eukaryota; Viridiplantae; Streptophyta; Magnoliopsida; Malvales; Malvaceae. The record is from RefSeq and is a predicted model, not a curated record. Gene Ontology annotation, cellular component: membrane.